AAAGCCUCGUGCCUUAUUUUUCUUUCACUAGACUCAUCAUCACAUCUCUAGCUUCCAAGUUCUUCGAGAAAAAUAAUAUAAACUCGCACGCAAACAAGAUUUGAAGAAUGAGCAGACCCGGAGAUUGGAACUGCAGGUCAUGCAGCCACCUCAACUUCCAGCGCCGUGAUUCUUGCCAGCGAUGCGGUGACUCUCGUUCCGGCCCCGGUGGAGUCGGUGGCUUAGACUUCGGCGGUUACGGCGGCAGAGCCAUGUCUGCUUUCGGAUUCACCACCGGGUCCGACGUUCGUCCAGGUGACUGGUACUGCACCGUCGGAAACUGCGGGACUCACAACUUCGCUAGUCGCUCCACUUGCUUCAAAUGCGGCACUUUCAAGGACGAGACCGGCGCUGGAGGUGGAGGCGGUGGCAUCGGCGGUCCGGCCAUGUUUGACGCUGACGUUAUGAGGUCUAGAGUCCCCGGCGGUAACGGAGGCCGUUCCAGCUGGAAAUCCGGCGACUGGAUUUGCACUAGGCUUGGUUGCAAUGAGCACAACUUUGCAAGCAGAAUGGAAUGCUUCAGAUGCAAUGCACCAAGAGACUUCAGCAACAGAACCUCUUUCUAAGUUAUACAAAAUGCUUUAAAUGUAGCCUUUGUCUCCAGUUUCUUGGGCACACUGUUUCAAUCAAUGGAAAGGAGAAGCAGGAGCAAAGCAAGCAAAGAGAGAAAUUAAAAGAUGAUGAUAAUUUUGUUAGAGAUGUUGCAAUGAGAGAGCCAAUAUUGUAACUUUAGCUGUCGUCGUGCUUUUGGAUGUAUUAUCCAUUUUUCUUUUUAUUACUUUUUUUUUCUUCUCCUUAAUUCGUAAUUUUUCUUCCUUUUUUGUUCUUUGCAGUUUCUUUCUUUUUAAGAGUUUUUAUUAUUCUAAUCAUUGUACGCUGCAUGUCUUUCUUAAAAGAAGAUUCUCUUCUCAAAUUCAUCGCUUUAUACAUGAGUUGCUGCUACCUUUUUUGUUUUU
Messenger RNA from Capsella rubella, 995 nucleotides. RefSeq names its product RNA-binding protein cabeza. Bases 108 to 605 code for a protein of 165 amino acids. The record is from RefSeq and is a predicted model, not a curated record. NCBI's taxonomy places the organism in Eukaryota, Viridiplantae, Streptophyta, Magnoliopsida, Brassicales, Brassicaceae. Gene Ontology annotation, cellular component: cytoplasm. The transcript is spliced from 4 exons. Gene Ontology annotation, molecular function: mRNA binding.